This is a messenger RNA of Loxodonta africana (African savanna elephant), 1887 nucleotides long. Its product is annotated as tripartite motif-containing protein 43-like. Gene Ontology annotation, biological process: regulation of gene expression; protein ubiquitination; innate immune response. Gene Ontology annotation, molecular function: ubiquitin protein ligase activity; protein binding; zinc ion binding. Bases 1 to 1245 code for a protein of 414 amino acids. The transcript has 5 exons. Gene Ontology annotation, cellular component: cytoplasm. NCBI's taxonomy places the organism in Eukaryota, Metazoa, Chordata, Mammalia, Proboscidea, Elephantidae. The record is from RefSeq and is a predicted model, not a curated record.
AUGGAUUCAGCCUUCCAGAAGGAACUCACCUGCUUCAUCUGCUUGAAGUACCUUACAGAUCCUGUCACCAUAGGCUGUGGACACAGCUUCUGUCAGGCCUGUGUCUGCCUUUCCUGGGAAGGAGCCAAAAUUCCUGCCCGUUGCCCCAUAUGCAGGAACACAUCAGAGCAAACAGAGUUCAGAACCAAUAUUCUACUGAAGAAUCUGGUGUCCCUUGCCAGACAAGCCAGUCUCUGCCAGUUCCUGAGCUCUGAGAAACAGAUGUGUGGGACACACAAGGAGACAAAGAAGAUGUUCUGCGAAGAGAGCAAGAACCUGCUCUGUUUGCUCUGCUCUAACUCUCAAGAGCACGAAGCUCACAGUCACUGUUCCAUAGAAUGCGCUGUUGAGGAAUACCGGUAUUAUGUGUGUCUACUGUCAGAGAUUAUCAGCUCUGAGUAUCAGAAAUUGCAUCCGAUUCUCCUUGAGGAAGAAAAACAACAUUUAGAGGGACUGAAAAAUGAAGGCAAGAAGAUAUUACAGCAACUGAAGAAAAGUGAAGCCACAAUGGUUCAAAAGGGGAGGCACCUGAGAGAAAUGUAUGAGGAGCUGAUGAAUAUGUGCCAUAAAUCAGAUGUGGAGUUGCUCCAGGAUUUGGGAGACAUUUUGACAAGGAGCGAGUCCAUGCAGCUGAACAUGCCCCAGCCUGUGAACCCAGCGCUCAGUGCCUGGCCCAUCACUGGCCUGAUAGACAGGUUCCGCCAGUUCCGAGUGGAAAUUUCCUUCAGUUAUGAAAUAAGCAGUCAGAAUAUCAUGCUGUUUGAUGACGUGAGAAGUCUGAGGCUUAGACGUGACCUUCAAGAGGCACCUUUUCCUUCUGGAAGAUCUCACUACUUUGCCGCAUGGGGAGACCAGGCCUUCACCUCUGGAAAAUACUACUGGGAGAUAGAAGUGGAUAGCUCUUGGGACUGGGCUGCAGGAGUCUGUAAGGAUACUUGGUUAAGGAAGGACAGCUCAAGGGUCCCGUCUGAGGACACUUUUCUUUUUUUAUGUGUGAAGGAGGAUAAUCGUUACAAUCUCUUGACCACCUCCCCAGUGCUUUCUCAGUAUAUAGAGAAACCUCUGGAGCAGGUAGGUGUGUAUGUAGAUUUUGACAGUAGAAGUGUGAGUUUUGUUAAUGUUGCCAAAAGUUCCCUCAUAUGGGCAUACCCAGCUUGCUCCUUCAAUUAUCCCCUCAGGCCUUUCUUUUACACUGGCCACACAUGAUCAUGGUCAAGUCAUAUCUGAGGGACCCCUUCCCAACUGAAGCUGAUAAAUAAUAUUUUACUGUCUUUUACGUUGUUCUCCUUUAAUGGAACAUUUUGCUAUUGAUUAUGUUGGUAGUCUGAAUUGAAAACUUUUGUUAGUUCAAUUUUCUUUACAUUAAAAUAAUCUCUCGCAGCACAUUAUAUGAAAUAUAUGCUGUGGUUAUUCAUGUGUUUUACGAGCUUUGUGGCAUUAGAAGCAUAUAUAGUACCCAAAAAACCCACUGCCGUUGAGUCGAUUCUGACUCAUAGUGACCCUAUAGUGCAGAGUAGAACUGCCCCAUAGAGUUUCCAAGGAGCGCCUGGCAGAUUCGAACUGCCGACCCUUUGGUUAACAGCCGUAGCAUUAUGUCAGUCUGGAAUAUUCUUCUCCAUCAUCUUCAUCUCGUAAACUCCUCAAUUCAUCCUUAGGGAAAUCUCUUUACAGAGAAAUAUCCCUGAAUCCUCAGGACCUGGACAGGUCUGUGGUUGGAUGAACACUUUAUGCGCUCCUUUUCCUCUUUUACUGAAUGAAUUAUGAGACAGAGGAAGCGUCUCUUAUAUUCACUGCCAUUUCCCAACAGGUAAUACGAUGUCUAAGACAUAGCAGGCACUUAACAAAUAU